AUGUCCAAGCAGAAAUCCUUGCUUCUUUUUUGCUUGAUCCUUCUCUUCUCAAGAACUCUGUGUAUUCCUGCUCGCUGUUACCUUAGACCAGCCAGAAAAUAUGGGUGCCUUUCAGACAGAAACCUCUAUGUUUUUGGUGCGGUGUGGAAGAAUGAAGACUGUUUCCAGUGCAGGUGUAAGAUGGGUGCAAUGACUUGCUGCAGUUUGGUUUUAAUCCCCAAGAAGUAUGACAGAGUGAACUGUGUUGGCCUAUUCCACAAGAAAAGCUGUUCCAUCCGGGUGGUGAAGAAGACUAAUCCUGAGAUAAGUUGCAAAGUCUACAAUGGAGUUGGAUAAGACCACAUGAUGUAUUUCUCCUCUUUCACACCUACCCCAGAUGCUGAAUAUGUUCUGGAUCUCUCCUUUAGAGGAAAGCAGCAAGCAGCAUGGCUUCAAGAGAAAUGAAUUUGCCUCAUGCCUUUCACAGCUCUAAUUGUGCCAUAUCUAUCUUGUUUCUGACACUAGGUGGUUUAUCUUUCACACAUUUGUAACCAAACCUUACCAUGGGCUCUUAUCCUGUUGGGAUUCAGAGUUAAAUACAUUUUCAGAUACAUCAAA
Molecule: messenger RNA, 597 nt
Organism: Parus major (Great Tit)
Lineage: Eukaryota; Metazoa; Chordata; Aves; Passeriformes; Paridae
Product: beta-microseminoprotein-like
Exons: 4
Coding region: 1-336 (111 amino acids)
Source: RefSeq, a predicted model, not a curated record